Messenger RNA from Acanthochromis polyacanthus (spiny chromis), 2515 nucleotides. RefSeq names its product tumor necrosis factor receptor superfamily member 14-like. The record is from RefSeq and is a predicted model, not a curated record. Lineage: Eukaryota; Metazoa; Chordata; Actinopteri; Pomacentridae. Gene Ontology annotation, cellular component: membrane; external side of plasma membrane. Gene Ontology annotation, biological process: defense response to Gram-positive bacterium; negative regulation of alpha-beta T cell proliferation; apoptotic process. The transcript is spliced from 10 exons. Gene Ontology annotation, molecular function: protein binding; transmembrane signaling receptor activity. Bases 666 to 1454 code for a protein of 262 amino acids.
CCCAUAAACCAAUGUAAAAGAAAAAAUAUAUAUAAUGCCUCACAUCAAAGCACUGCAGUUGGGAAAUAAUCUAAACUGCUGCUCUUCCUACACUUCUCCUACUCCUCCAGCUACUGCUAUUUCACACCGAAUAAUACUAACUAAUAAUACUUACUGAAUAAUACUAACUACAACUCGCUCUCACUCCUCUCUCCACAAACGCCAACAACACCCACAGUGGGGCUCGAGAUCUGAAACGUUUUUAUGGGACAGCGAUACGUUGAACGAACCAAUCACGUGAUCUGCACAAACCGAGGCCUCGUUUGUCAUCGGUCACGUGACUUUUUCAGAAGCGACCCAAGCCUCGAAGCGAAGCUUCAUCUGACACGCCCACUUUUACUCGAGACACGCCUCGAUGCCUCGGUUCAUUUGUCCCAUCACGAGCUUUCACCUGAGCCUUUCUUUUCCGGCUUUUUCCCUUCUGAAGAGGUGCUUGUCGUGUUCACGCACAAGAUCUUAUUUUUAGGUGUAUUUCAGAUUGAAAUUAUUUUUUCUGCUUGCCCUAUUGCGAAAGAGAUUAAUCAUCACAUCGACGAGGUUUUCCUGCAGCUGCAACUCAACAAAUCUCAAUUCUCAGUGCAUGGUGUCUUCAGAUCAAGACAAGCUACAACUUUCAGCCUGACAAAAUGAUUUGGAGAAGAACACUUUUGACGCCUGCAGUGUUUUUGAUCAUCGUGAUGAAAGUCUUCACUGGUCACACUCUAACAUGUCGUCCAGCAGAAUAUCAGAUAGGGAAUGAAUGCUGUCCAAUGUGUCCUGCAGGAAGUCGAGUUAAAACUGAUUGUACAGAGUUCAGAACGACAUCAUGUCUGCCCUGCCUCAAAGGAACCUUUGUGGAAAAACCCACUGGGCGGAAAAAUUGUUUCCACUGCACCAACUGUGAUGAAGGUUUGGGUCUGAAGGUAAAGACAUCAUGUACAACAACAUCAGAUGCAGUUUGUGAACCACUGGAGGGAUUCUACUGUAUUGAUCCAAGAGGGAACAACUGUGUAGCAGCACAGAAACACAGAAUCUGUCAUCCAGGACAAUACAUCAACCAAAAAGGAACACCCUUCACAGACACUGUGUGCUCUGACUGCAGCAUUGGAACAUUUUCAGAUGGAACAUUUACAUCUUGUCGGCCACAUUUUCAAUGUGAAUCAAACCUUCAAGUGAUAAAACCAGGAACUUCUUCUACUGAUGCUGAAUGUGGAGAAAAACGUUCAAAUGUCGCAGCAAUUGUGGCUAUUGUCUGUGUUUUAUUUAUUUUAUUAAUAAUUGCUGCAGUAGUUUAUUGGUUUUGCUUCAGAAAGAAGAAAACGUGUUUCAGAUCAGAAGAAAGAAACACAAAUCCAGUCAUUUUCAGUCAACCUUCAUUAGAAAAUGGAGAACUAUCACCAUCAGAGACUGUUCCUAUGAGAAUAUCACCAGACUAAAACCAUCUGCAGGACAACAGGUAGGACUCAGAGUCCUGCAGAGUAAAAGUACUUCAGAGUCCAGUUUAAAUCCAUCUGGAUGCUGACACAUCGUCUUUGCAGUUUACUGAAGUAAAACAACAGUGAGCUGAGUUUCCUGCUUCCUGCUGGAUCUUUGUCUGACUACAGAAAACAAAGUUUCUCUGGAAUACAUCCAUCCAUCCAUUCUCUAUACACCGCUUUAUCCUCACUAGUGUCGCAGGGGGUGCUGGAGUCUAUCCCAGCUGACUCGAGUAAAGGCAGAGGACACCCUGGACAGGUCACCAGUCUGUCACAGGGCUACAUAUACAGACAAACAAUCACACUCACAUUCACACCUACAGACAAUUUAGAAUUAUCAAUUAACCUCAGCAUAUUUUUGGACUGUGGGAGGAAGCCGGAGUGCCCGGAGAAAACCCACGCAUGCACAGGGAGAACAUGCAAACUCCAUGCAGAAAGAUCCCAGGCCCACCCCGGGAUUCAAACUGGGGAUCUUCUUGCUGCAAGGCGAAAGUGCUAACCACUAUGCCGCUGUGCAGCCCUCUGGAAUACAACCGAUGGAAAAUAAAUUUAUAGACUCACUGACUCCAUUGAUCUUCUGCUCACAGUUGGAGCAACUUCAGACUGAAGCUGGACUUUAAAUGAGGACAAACUGCUGGAACAGAAGAUAAUGUGACUUUUUCUGCAGCAUGAUGGACUAAUGGCUGCCAUGAGGUGGAAGAUUUUCUGAACAACUGACUGUUUUAUGAAGCUGCACAGGUUGUAAAUUUAAACCAGUUUGUGGUCAACAGCACUACAGUUGCAAUCAUUUGGGUUUUUUUUUUCAUGUUUUUUCAGUUUCUGUUCCUCAGUUUCAUGCUGUCAGUUUCUCUUUCCAAUUGAGUAUACAUUCAGUUUGCUUUUUUGUGUAAAUAUUGUACAGAUUUCCAUCUGCAGAUGGAAAUUAGCUUAAAGCUAACUGUGGAGCAAUGCAUCAAAUGGAAACAUUUAUGUUUAAUAUUGUACAUGGUCCCUUUUUAAAUAAACUGAUAAUAAUAAAAAGA